AUGAAACCCUGUAUUACAUUCCAUAACCACGCUGCUUCCUUCGAGCACAAGUUACUGUUUAUGUAUAACUCAUGCCAACACUGAAAGCGAAUGGGGAUUGAACGGUUCUACCUCUUUUUCCUGUUUCUGCAAAGAAGUGAGAAUGUACAAGGAAAUUGUGUCUCAGGGAGUGCAGUGAACUGCGAGGACUGUUUGCUUUCUGGACCACGUUGUGGCUGGUGUUUUCAGGAGAAUUUCACUGACCCAUCUGAAACUUACAAACGGUGUGAUACUCCUGAAAAGCUUAUUUCAAAAGGAUGCCAAUUGAAUUUAAUUGAAUUUCCUGUUUCUAAAGUAGUGAUCCAGAAAAACAAGGCCCUGAGUCAAGGGCCACAAAAAAACAACUCCGAUGUUACACAGAUUUCGCCUCAGAAACUAACUGUUCAUCUGAGGCCAGGAAAUGAAGAAACAUUACAGAUCAAUGUUCGUCAGACGGAAGGCUAUCCUGUGGAUCUCUAUUACCUCAUGGACCUUUCAGCUUCCAUGAAUGACGAUCUGAAUACCAUAAAGGAACUGGGUUCCACUCUGUCAAAAGAAAUGUCUAAACUCACCACUAACUUCCAACUGGGUUUUGGAUCAUUUGUUGAAAAGCCAGUUUCACCUUUUAUCAAUACGUUGACUGAAGAAAUACAGAACCCUUGCCGAAGCGUCCCAUAUAACUGUGCACCAACAUUUGGAUACAAGCAUGUUCUGUCACUUACAAAUGAUGCUGAAAGAUUCGAUGACAUCGUGAAAAAACAGAAAAUUAGUGCAAACAUAGACACACCAGAAGGAGGAUUUGAUGCAAUUAUGCAAGCAGCUGUUUGUAAGGAAAAAAUUGGUUGGAGGAAUGAUUCAUUACAUCUGUUGGUGUUUGUGAGUGAUGCUGAUUCCCAUUUUGGCAUGGAUAGUAAACUAGCAGGAAUUGUUAUUCCAAACGAUGGGGAAUGCCACUUAGAUGACAAUAAUGAAUACUCCAUGUCAACCAUUUUGGAAUACCCAAGUUUGGGACAACUAAUAGAGAAGAUAAUGGAAAACAAUGUUUUCUUAAUUUUUGCUGUAACAAAGGCACAGGUUCCUUUGUAUCAGAGCUAUGCUGAUCUUAUUCCUGGGGCUACUGUCGGACGACUCCAGCAGGAUUCCGGAAAUGUCCUUCAGUUGAUUAUUGAUGCAUAUAAGGCGCUCCGAUCUGAAACUGAGCUGGAGGUGUUAGGAGACACAGAUGGACUGGACCUGGCUUUCACUGCCAUCUGUAACAAUGGCACUGUCUUUCCAAAUGAGAAAAAAUGCUCGCACAUUAAAGUAGGAGAAGUGGUUACUUUUAAUGUGACCUUAAGCUUGUCUGCAUGUGUGAAAAGUAGAAGGCACGUCAUAAUAAAACCCGUGGGUCUGAAUGAAGUUCUGGAAAUUGAUGUUGAGCCUGAAUGCAGCUGCAGUUGUCAGAAGGAAGCUGAGGUGAACAGCUCCAAAUGCAAUUACGGGAACGGUUCAUUCGAGUGUGGGGUGUGUGCUUGCCACCCUGGCUACAUGGGCCCUCGUUGUGAGUGUGACGAUGAAGAAAAGUCAUUGGAUACAGCUUCCUGUAAAAGUUCGCCAGAACAGACUUCGUGUAGCGGAAGAGGCGACUGCUACUGCGGACAGUGUAUUUGCCAGCUUUCGCCAUAUGGAAGUAUAUAUGGGCCAAAUUGUGAAUGUGACAAUUUCUCUUGUGUAAGAUUUAGAGGCCUGCUGUGUGGAGGCAAUGGUGACUGUGACUGCAAUCAAUGUAUUUGUUACAGUGGCUGGACAGGGGAAUACUGUAACUGCACUACUGAUACAGAAGGCUGUAUUUCUGAAGAUGGCACAAUCUGCAGUGGGAGAGGUGAAUGCGUUUGUGGGAAAUGUGUGUGCACCCAUCCUGGGGUUUCAGGGAAUACCUGUGAAAAAUAUUCUACCUAUAAUGAUCCUUGCAGUUCCAAACAGAGCUGCGUGAAAUGUUAUCUAUCAUCUAAUGAUCAGUCAGAGGAAGACUGCACUGAAAUAUGUAAACUGGCUGAUGUGACUGUCAGUAGCGAAGAAGAGAUUGUGGAAGAUAAAUUUGUUCCUUGUUUGCUCCGAGAGGAAAACAAGUGUGUUAUCACAUUUCUAAUGGCAGCUGAUGAUCAGGGAAAAACUACUAUACAUAGCAUAAAGCAAAAAGAUUGUCCACAACCUCCCAAUACGAUGAUGAUUGCGUUGGGUGUUUCAACUGCAGUUGUUAUCACUGGGGUUGUCAUGCUUUGUAUAUGGAAAUGGCUCAUUUCAGCUCGUGACCGCAAAGAAGUUGCAAAAUUUGAAGCAGAGAAAUCAAAGGCCAAAUGGCAAACGGGAACAAACCCAUUGUACAGAGGCUCAACAACAACAUUUAAGAAUAUAACAUACAAGCAAAAAGAAAGGCAACCAGGAUCUGCUGCAGAUAGAUAUUAGAGGUCUGGACAGCAGCAGAGAAACACUAGUUUUUGAAAAAUUAAAAAUAAGCAAUGACUACAGUUGUCAUACAUCUCUUUAAAUGGAAACUUGUUGACAUACUCUAGUCGUACAGGAGCUUGGUUUGAAAGAAAACAUGAUUGCAAGAUCGUUGGAGUCAUGACUUUGUAAUCUAAAGGAUCUACUAUUUGUGCUAGCCCCCCCCCCCAUAUUAGAAGAUCUCAGGUAAUACUUUAGUGGAAAGGAGCAUCUGAACAUAUUGGGUCAAUAGCAACACCUGGAAAAGUCAGACAGGUGUCAGCAGUCAAGAGGUGGUUGAGCUGGUCAGCUCACCCCAUUUCGUGCUCACAUUUAGUAAAUGAUUGGGUGGAUCAGCAAGAAACAUCAAAAUUGUGGGUGGGUCAGAGCUGUUGCUGCAGUCUCAAGUUAUACAUCUGUUACACAGGUCCAGCACAGCAGGAAUAUUACCAACACUGUGAAGUCAAUAGGAUUAUGGAACACGCUGGAUAAGGAAUGUUGUCACAAUGUUUUUUCCGGACUCUCAAGUAACCAGGGUCCAGCACGUUGCACACAUGUAGAUUUAGGUGGCAAAAUUUCUUGGCCAGAAAAUGUAUCCCCGCUAUCUUUUUUAAAAAAUUAACCUCCAUUUGGUUAAUUGUAUUACUUGGGGUAUUAAAAAGAAAUACCUGUGCACAGGCAACUCAGAGGUGAUGGGAAACUGCCUCAGGCUUGCAUACUCCUCUCUUCCCCUGCUCUUUUAUGCACCAGAGGAAAUCAAAAGAGGAAACCAAAAGCUUCUGUUUUGAUUUUGAAGCUAGCCACAUUUCCCUAAGCUGUCCACAUUCAAGUAACAAUCUCUUGUUUAAAAUUGUAGUUAGUGAAAACAAGCCAACUUUGGAACCCAUUUUGAUCUUCACAGCCCAUUCUCACAGCGGGUCUCUUGUUAUAUACUGGCUGGGUCACUAAGUUCUGGUUUGGAAAUAAGUCAUUCACAAAAUUUUAGACUUAAAUAUUUUUACUUCAAAAGUUAUUUUAUUGAAUAGUGACAUGAGGUUAUAAGUCAUGUUCUCCCUCCACUGAGAAGCCUAUGUUCACCAUUGACAAGGCAGACUUCUGUAGACAACCUGACAGCAUAGAGAACAUUACUUGCGAGAAGCUCCAAUGGGAAGAGUUAAGUCACACAUGCAGACACGUAGCUCAUUCCCUAGCAGUCCUCCUGCCCUCCCUGUGCUGGGCUCCUCUGGUUAUUUAAAGGAAAAGCACGUUUUCCAACAAAAACAUGUACUGUAACUGAAUUGUAGACUGAAGAUUAAACCAAGGCUUCAGUCAUGAAUAUUUUACUUGAAUUCCAAUGAAACCUGAUAGGCAUGUUUUUAGAGAGAAUAAAAUCUGUCCCUGCAAGAAAAAAAGUAUUUAAAGUAAAGGGAUGGGGUGGGGUGAAUGCAAAAGUGGGGGGAGGGAAAGGUUUUAAACUAGUUUCCCAGGUCAGGUAUUGGAAGGAUGAGAUAUUUUAGUGGUGGUGAUGGUAGCAUGGUGGAGGUAAUGACGAGGGUGGUGUUUCUUCAAAGCAAGCAUUCACAAUGUAAUUCACACUAUGAAUGUAUUUUGUAUUUGACAGAGGCACUGGAAAUGUCUUCGUUAUUUUUGUUGAAAUACUGUAGUUUUGACCCAAGGCUGGACCUUACAUAUGGCCAAAACAUAAUUAGUAAAUGUACUGUUACUCACUGGAGUCCUUUGGGCAUUUUAUUGGUGCUUUUAUUCAUUGUGUAAAUCUCUGUGUGAAUGAUUAGCAUUAAGUUUUGCAAAUGAAAUUUAAAAUAAAAAUGUCUUUGAUUAUAAAAAUGCUGAUAUAUAGGCAGAACUGCUGUAAGGAACUAGAUACUCAAAGGUUAUAAACUCUUGGGGUCAGCUUUGCCUUAAUGCUUUCAAUGUGUGUUUGGUGUUGCUUUUGUUUGCCACUUUUAGUGUGGCAUUUGUUUGCUUUUUUUUGUAUGUGUGUAA
Pogona vitticeps (central bearded dragon) is the source of this 4464-nucleotide messenger RNA. NCBI's taxonomy places the organism in Eukaryota, Metazoa, Chordata, Lepidosauria, Squamata, Agamidae. The record is from RefSeq and is a predicted model, not a curated record.